CUCUAUCUUUCUCCAUCCUCGUUGUUAUUUUCUUUGUUAUUUCUUGUAAAGUUAAUCACAACAUGAGUAGUAUCAACAACACUAAUGAAGUUGAGUUUGUAAACAUGAUGGACUCAUAUUCCUCUAAAAAUGAAGGUUCUGAGAACAAAGAUCUUGGCUUUGCCUUCAACAAUUCUGAUUUCUCAGAUAGAAUCUUUCUACUUGACGUCAUGAAGGAUAGCCAGCAAUGCAGUGUCUUUGAAAUAAAGACAUUGUUCGUUAGCUCUCUCAUCCUGUCGGCGAAGAGCCCGUUCUUUUACACGCUCUUCUCAAAAGGGAUGAGAGAGUCGGAGAAUAGACACGUGACUCUGAAAAUUGCUGCAUCAGAGGAAGCUCCAUUCAUGGAGAUUCUAAAUUUUUUGUACACCAAUUCUCUGAAUGUUACCUCACCACCUAUAUUGCUGGAUAUCCUGAUGGUUGCUGACAAGUUUGAGGUUGCGUCCUGCAUGAGAUACUGCACCCGGGUAUUGCUGAACAUACCCAUGACGCCGGAGUCCGCAUUGCUGUAUCUAGAACUUCCCUCUAGUGUCUUGAUGGUUGAUUCUGUUCUGCCAUUGAUUGAUGCAGCAAAGCAAUACCUUGCAUGUCGGUACAAGGACGUAACCAGGCAUCAGGAGGAGCUGAUGGGCUUGCCUUUGGUUGGAAUGGAGGCAUUACUGUCAAGUGAUGACCUGCGGGUUGCAUCUGAGGAUGUAGUGUUCGACUUCGUGUUGAAAUGGGCAAAAGCUCAAUACCCAAUCCUCGAGGAGAGGAGGGAAGUCCUCGGGAUGAAGCUUGCCCGAUUCAUACGCUUCCCGUACAUGUCUUGCCGUAAGCUGAGGACGGUCGAGACUUGCGAUGACUUCGAUCACGAAGUUGCUUCGCAAUUAGUAUCUGACGCCCUAGAUUUCAAGGCUGCGGCACCACACCGAAAACAGAUACUAGCAGCGGAGUCAGCUUCCACUAGUCGCGUAUUUAUUGAGCGGUCAUACAAGUUCCGCCCUGUUAAGGUCGUGGAAUUUGAAGUUCCGUGUCAACAGUGUGUGGUCUACUUAGACCUGACACGGGAGGAGUGCGCGAACUUGUUCCCAUCUGGCCGGAUCUAUUCAGUCCCCUUCCGUUUAUGUGGCCAGAGGUUCUUCUUGAAGGCACACUGCCGCAUGGACCAGGAGAGCUCCUACCAUUGCUUCGGCUUGUUCUUGGGCAUGCAGGAGAGAUCUUCCAGCUACGAAGUCGACUAUGAAUUUGCUGCUCGGACACGGCCAAAAGAGGAAUACAUCAGCAGAUUUAAAGGCAACUAUAUAUUCAAAUGUGGAAUGGUUGUAGGUCAUAGAAACUUGUUUUCUACACCAUGGACAUCGUUCAUGGCGGAGGAUAGCAGCUUCUUCAUCAAUGGCGUUCUCCAUCUCAGAGCUGAACUCACCAUUAGAAAUAGACUAAAUUAACAAUAAUAAAUUUAGUCUUUUAGUUGGUACCUCUGAUUUCUGCAAAUUGCAUUUGGUGGCUUCUGAAGCAAAUUUCAACAGAAAAAAAUGUCCCCACACUCUAGCUUUAUAAUAAACUUGUCCUUUCAAUCUACAUUGGGAUCAAAUACAAUUUUGUAUAAUUGUUUGGUUGAAUUUGAGUUUGAAAUGAACUUUUUUUUUAUUUAUAUUUUUGUUUA
This is a messenger RNA of Lathyrus oleraceus (garden pea), 1681 nucleotides long. RefSeq names its product BTB/POZ domain-containing protein POB1. Gene Ontology annotation, molecular function: protein binding. The transcript is spliced from 4 exons. The record is from RefSeq and is a predicted model, not a curated record. Bases 63 to 1463 code for a protein of 466 amino acids. Gene Ontology annotation, biological process: response to red light. NCBI's taxonomy places the organism in Eukaryota, Viridiplantae, Streptophyta, Magnoliopsida, Fabales, Fabaceae. Gene Ontology annotation, cellular component: nucleus.